AUGUGUCACAGAGGUCUGGUAGAGGUUGGGAAGGAUUUGACGGCAGGCACCAUGGCCGGUAUUGCCCAACUGCUGGUUGGUCAUCCUUUUGACACAGUGAAGGUGAAGCUGCAGUCUCAAAUGAACAGUGGGAGCCAUGGGCAACCGAACCCUAGUGCUGUGGAUACCGUGAAGAAGAUCAUGGCCACCGAAGGACUCAGGGGAUUGUACCGCGGCCUCAGCGCUCCACUAGCCUCUGUAGCAUUAUUUAACGCUGUCCUGUUCACUGCAAGAGGUCAAAUGGAAACUUUUCUGUUGCGAAACUCAAGAUCCUGCACUACACUCACCAUUCCACAGCAAAUGGUAGCCGGUGCUGGAGCUGGCUUUGCGGUUUCUUUUGUUGCAUGUCCAACGGAACUUGUCAAGUGUAGACUCCAAGCACAAAGAAUCUUGAGUGAUCUUGAAGCUCCUGCAAUUCCAAGGCCUUCACCGAGGAAGUACGGUGGGUGCCUGGACGUGGCAAAACAUAUAUUUCGCCAAGGAGGUAUUCUAGGGUUUUAUAAAGGGCUAACGCCCACAUUCCUAAGAGAAGUGUUUGGUAAUGCGGCAUACUUCGGAUCCUAUCAAGGUACAAAGCAGUUAGAAGGGGGCUCCGCAAGCAAUCUAGGCACAGGUUCACUGUUACUCGCUGGAGCAGUUGCAGGGGCUAUGUUCUGGUUGUGUGUCUACCCUGCAGAUGUGAUCAAGAGUGUAAUCCAGGUGGAUGACUACACAAAUCCUAAGUACACUAGUACAUUUGAUGCGUUCAGGAAGGUAAUCAAGUCGCGGGGGGUGAAAGGGUUAUACUGUGGAUUUGGGCCAGCUAUGGCGAGAAGCAUCCUGGCAAACGCUGUUUGUUUUUUUGUAUACGAGCUAGUUCGAAAGGCUUUGAAGUAGAAAAAAUAAUAUCAAAGAGGGAAAUGUUUUCGAGACUGAUAAUAAUCAGUCUAAAACAAAGUGGAUUUUCAUCA
Messenger RNA from Physcomitrium patens, 989 nucleotides. The record is from RefSeq and is a predicted model, not a curated record. NCBI's taxonomy places the organism in Eukaryota, Viridiplantae, Streptophyta, Bryopsida, Funariales, Funariaceae.